Messenger RNA from Chara braunii, 942 nucleotides. The record is from the annotation of a GenBank genome assembly. NCBI's taxonomy places the organism in Eukaryota, Viridiplantae, Streptophyta, Charophyceae, Charales, Characeae.
UGGAGAUAUCAUUCAAGCGAAGAGCAUAAGAAAAAAACGACGAAUUCGUAAGCAGUACCCGCAAUGGCUAGCGGUGGUGAUAACGGAAAUGGUCGAGGCAAUGGCGGAAGAGGGAAUUGGAGUAUCGGGAAUAACGGAGGUGGGGGUAAUAACGGAGGCGGCAACUGGAGCAGCACCAGCGGAGAAGGCGGUGGAGGUAGGAACAACGGUGGCAAUGGGGGUGCUCCCAUGGAGGCAACUGGGGCGGUGGCAGUGGAGGCGGUGGCUAUGGAGGCAACGGUAACGGUGGAGGCGGUGGAUGGAAUGGCGGAAACGGCAAUGGGGGUAACUGGGGGAAUGGUAACGGUGGCAAUAACAGCGGGAAUUGGAAUGGAGGAAACGGGGGUAACUGGAACGGAAACGGGCGGAAUGGUAACGGAGGAGGUUGGAACAACAACGGAGGUGGGAGCAACGGAAACGGAGGGAAUGGUGGCGAUUGGAGAAGAUCAGCAAGGUGCUACAACUGCAAUCAGCUCGGCCAUAUCUCCAGAGAGUGUAAUGCGCCGCGACAAGGGAACAAUUGAAACAACAACGGACAUAUUAAUGGGAAUGGUGGCAGCGGAUGUAACGGUGGCGCUUCGCAAGUUCCUUAGCAAGAAGACAAAGCCGACCAUAGAGGCGAUGUGUAGAGAAGCAGGGGUUGCGUACAGAGGACGACCUGACGCAGUCGAUGAGCUAAUUGAUCUGAGGGUAAUGUACUUCAGCAUCGAAGCAACUCAACAGUCAGCAGUUACGCCAAGACCACGUGGUGGUGGCAUCAUCAUUAGGGAAGUUCAAGAAGCGUGCCACGACGCACGCGGAGCACCAGCUCAAGACGCACGCGGAGCACCAACGCAAGACCCUGUGAACGAACCAGGGUGUAGUGACCAGCGUAUGGAGUGAGCUCAGUAAUCAUUUAGAUAU